AUGUCUGAAGUCCAGAAAAAUCAUCUUCCCGGGUCGAAGGGUGAAUCAGAGAGGAACCUCGAGCUUUCUGGAGAUAUAUUUGCUCUACAAAAGUAUCGGCUCCGCGGGCUAAAUAUUGCUGAAACAGUAUGCAAGUAUAAGGAUCUGCUCCGGACCGAGAUUAGCCUUCGGGAAAAUUCCCAGUGCAAGCAGGCCGUUGUGCAGAAGAUCGCAGCUAAGAUCCUGGAUGCGAGGGCAGAUAUGGAGGAUAUUCAAUAG
Molecule: messenger RNA, 258 nt
Organism: Penicillium taxi
Lineage: Eukaryota; Fungi; Ascomycota; Eurotiomycetes; Eurotiales; Aspergillaceae
Exons: 1
Coding region: 1-258 (85 amino acids)
Source: RefSeq, a predicted model, not a curated record